UAAUGAGCCCCGAUCAUUAUUCAAGGAACACACUUGAGCACGGAACACGAGUUUGUCGGUGUAAACGAUACCUCGCCUGCAAACUGGAAUUCGGAAGACGGUCCUCUUCUCUCCUCAAAAUAUACAUUGUAUUACGUCGUCAAGUGUCCAAUCAAAAUGCGUCCGGUGUUCGCCAACCACUGUCCCGUUUGCAAAGUCACUCACCGUGUUUCACGUAUACAUAUGAUACGCCUGCAGCCUCAAACAUUCAUUACGAAAGUGGAUCAUUCGCUGUAAUUUGACGUUGAGUUUGACAACUGAAUCUCGGCUUGCUUUAUUCUCAAAAUAGUUGGUUUUAUCUGGUGGUUCUAUGGUGUUAUCGUGCCCUCAUUUUUGAGGAUUUCAUAUUGGAAGCUUCCUCGUGAUCGUAGCAUCCGCCUUCGCGUGAUGCCCGAGCAGAGCAAUGACUACCGAGUCGUGGUCUUCGGCGCUGGUGGCGUCGGGAAGAGUUCUUUGGUGCUACGAUUCGUUCGUGGGACUUUCCGAGAAUGCUACAUCCCGACCAUCGAGGAUACCUACCGACAGGUCAUCAGCUGCAACAAGAACGUCUGCACUCUCCAGAUCACCGACACAACUGGCUCCCAUCAAUUCCCCGCCAUGCAGCGUCUGUCCAUCAGCAAGGGUCAUGCGUUUAUUCUCGUCUACUCCAUCACAAGCCGCCAAUCUCUUGAAGAACUCAAACCUAUCUAUGAUAUCAUACGUGAAAUCAAGGGGGACGUGGACGGCAUCCCCAUCAUGCUCGUUGGGAAUAAGUGCGAUGACCCCAAUCGAGAGGUCAGCAUCCAGGAAGGCAUGGAACAAUCGAAAUUCUGGAGCUGCGCCUUCCUGGAGACAUCGGCCAAAACCAAUUACAAUGUCAAGGAACUCUUCCAAGAUCUGCUCCAGUUGGAGAAGAGACGGACAAUGAGCCUUCACCUCGAAACGAAGAAGACAAAGUCACAGAAACGGCGCGAGAAGCUGAAGGGCAAAUGCACGGUCAUGUGAUCUUUCAUUUGAUUUGACAAUCGUAUUUUAUAAUUAUUGAUUCCUAUCACAUGACUGUCGCAUGGUAAUAUCAAGAUGUUCUUGAACCAUGCUGACAUGAAGUUCAACCUCAAACGCGUCUUGGAGAUCGGGGAGGAAGUGGUUGUGGCGUGUCAACUGAAGACACACCAGCGAUUGGAAGCGCGUGUACACGUGAUACCGCACGUAACGGUUAAGCAUGAUUUUACAUAAAUGUCACCCGUAUUCAUCACCACCUUGUCCUGUUUAUCUAGUGUGUAUCAUGUGGAACCCCUUGAUCUUUCCCUCUGGAUCUCGACUCUGGUGAGAUCCACAAGGAUAUCUUUCUGAAGAGUCCUUGUUCUGACGCUGGUCGUCGCAGGUCCGUUCAAGGACAUUAUACAAAGACCAUUUUAGGGAUUUGAAGGUUUAGGUGAUGGUAGACCAUUGUGUAUUUGCGGUAUAAUCAUGAUUUAUGAUAGAGACAUAACUGUCCGUGUCAUAUAAUACCUAUUCAGCCGUCAAAGACAUAAUUAUACAAGUCAUAUUGAGAUAGGACAAAUAGAUCUGUGUAAGCGUUUUCCUUUUCUAACCUGUUUUAUAAACAGUUUUGACACCAGAAAAGAGAAAGUAUACGGAUUCAAAUCUUUAAACGGGCAACACAUCAAAACCUUGAAAAUCAUUGUCCUCCCAUAUUUAUUGGCAACUUAAAGGUUUGAACGCAAUUUCUUUCAAUAUAUUCUUAUUCCAGAAAGAUGAUGGGAAUUCAGAUUUAAAAGAAUUUUGAUCAUUUGGAAGUGAUAUUGACCAACCUUGUCCUUUAAAAAACCCGAUCCUUGAUACUUUAAAACAACUCAUUAACUUUCUACCUGCCCAGGAAUAGAUCACUGUUCCAUGGGAGAAGUUAUUACAAAAACAAAAAAUACGAAAUGCUUCUCUGUCUCCAGAGUUUCAGCAAUAUAUAUAUGUUUUAAGGAGAAACGGUUGGACUGCUGAAUUAAUCUUUUAAAUACUUAUUCCUGGACAUUUUUCUUUUCUUUCCAGUAAGUCGGUUCGAUGGAUUUUUUCAAAAUCUGUCAGUAUCUCAAUACACCUUGUUAUUGAGAAAGCCAAAUUGUAAGCUAAAUAUCAAAACCAAAUGUGAUAAAGGAAAGAAGCAAGGCAAUAGCUACAAGUGUGGCAUAUAGUGUAUGAUUUAUUUUGUGUGUUAGAUAACCAAUGCAAUACACAGAGUGUUCAAUCAUAACAAAAUGUGUGUCAUGUAUAUUCGCAUGUAGGUCUUCUUAUUCGUCAAAUAUUUCUACCUAUGAACUAUUUUAUUAAAUGUGAAAUAUUCGUCAGAACUGUCUUCAAUUUAUAGAGUACAGAUAGUAUAUUUUAUUUUUUAACACGAAUUCGUGCUGACAUAAUAACGUCGAUCAAUUAUGCUGCACGCACAUAGAUACUAUUUUCAUGUUGUUUGUUUUUAAGGGGAUUGUUUCUUGUAAUUUAUUUGAUGAGCGUUUGCCAUAAGACAAGUGUGAGGUUUUUAUUACAUUUUUUCAUCAAAUCAUUAUAUUGAGCCAUUCGUUGUAAUUAGAUUUUAAGCUACAUCCAGAUAUUUUAUCAUAGAUAAUUGAGAUCAUCAAAGCACUAUUGUUUCUAAAAGAUCGUACCAUCUUUACAUUCAAUGUCAAAUUUACAGCAGGUAUCAACAUUUUGUUUUCAGAAAAUCGAUUGUUUCUUUAAUUUCCUGUAAAAAUGCCAUAAAUCGGUCAAGGAUUUUUUACAAACGAAAUCCGCAAGCUGCCAGUGCCGCAAACUCUACAGCUGAUAUUCUACUAAGUUCAAACUAGACGCUUUUGUUCAAAAUCGGAUUUAAAUGAGGCGGUUAGUACUUUAGUAGUUUGAGGUCUUACUUGCCUUUGUUAUACGUGAUAUUUGACCCAUGUUCGUGUUGGUACUACAUUUUGGUUUAACUGAAUUAGUAGAAUUCAGACCUAUAAGUGCACAUAAAAUGAAGUUCUUAAAAGCCGAUAUAGCUGGUAUUCUACUACUUCAGUUAAACCCGGUCCUGAGUCCCAUGUGAUGUUUAUUUAAGAAAAACGAAGACCUUGGACUAACUACUUUAGUUUGUUUGACCCGAAUUUUAAGAUAAGCUUAAGCCUAGAGUUGGGUUUAAAUGUUAGUAGAAAUAUGCUAUUUCUAUCAACAUUGACGUGUUUAAAUUAUUUUACUUGUCUUCAGACCAAGCUCAUACACAGCAUUGGGUUAUUAAAUUUAAGUUUAAAACGGACCUUCGGAUGUAUCAAAGAGCCCUAAGUCAAAGUAGGCAGUUCCUAUCCCUCACCCCCCCCCCCCCAGUGAAUGGGACAGAAUAUAGCGAUCGUGAAUAAUAUAUCAAUAACGAUCACAUCAAUGUAAUGAUAUAAGACCUAAAACAUUAAUCCUAGUACUUGCAUGUGAGUUAAUGUAUUCAGCAUAUAUUUGAUAUUUAACACGUUUAACACGUUUAACUAUUAAUAUUUUUCAUUCCAAUCUUCUCCGCUCGUAACUCGUUUUGUAGUACAUAAUCUCAUUUUUUGGUAAAAUGUGUAAAACUGUGCAAUACAAAUGUGUUAAUUUUUAAAUGUACUGUUUCAUCAUAAUUUUUGGAAUGUUUGUCUUUCGUUUGGUUGAUUUUAAGUUAUUGGAUUCUAGAAAAUGUUGUAUAUAUUAUACAUUGAAAACUUCUGAGAUUUGUUUAUUUUGAUAUACUGUACAUUGUUUGAGAUUUGAUAAAAAUUGAUACUUUAAUGGAGAUCCCAAACCACAGAAAUUCAAUGGUGCCCUAGUCUGAAGCAAACGUAAGAGGAAAAUACAUAGCCUGUAUUAUCAAAGUUGGAAGAAAAAAACUUGUCAAUAUCAUAAAAUCAACGUGUAUUUUUGGAACGAAGCAAGGAAUGCCGAUAAACUUCAUUUCUUGUCAUAUAAUGUAACUCAUUUGUUAUUUACCCAUGGAGAAUCCCUGAAUAUGUCACCAUUAGGGGCGGGGACAUAUUUUGGGGGGAGGUAAAACAAAUAUCUAAAGUACAUUUGACCAGCAAAAGACCCACCCCAAAAAAUGAAAAGAAAAAAAAAAUGAACGUUUUUUGUUUCCGUUUACAGGAACAAAAUAAGACUAAAUCAAAAUUUCUUCUCUGAGCAAUGCUGCUUAUUAUUUUGAACAUGGGCUCAUGUUCUUCUCCCCCCCCCCCCCUACACCCCCUACCGCCUGUAAUAAGCCUGUCGAGAAAAAGUGGGGGAAAAUUAUGUUCUCAUGCACUAUCCCUCACCCAUUAUUCAACAGUUCAAAUUUAGCUUAUGAAAUUUCUUGAUAUAAAAUUUCCGGUCGCAAAUUCGAAAGAAAUAAAGCUCACAAGAAAACCUUCAUGCUCUCUAAAAGCUAUAGGCCUCUUGCUUUUAAUAAUCACCUCUAAUCAUAGUCAUUUAACACGUUAAUUUUGGGACUUCGAGUUUCUUCGGCUUCUCCUCCAUUGCAAUAUUUGCUGGUUAUCAUGAAAUUUGUAUUGAUUGUCUAAGAAAUCGUUUAUUUGAUUUUUAUAAAAUAAGGAAGGUAUCGGCAGGAGUGUUAUGUCGUCGAAAGUCAAUCAUUUUAUAUCAUAGUGUAAAUAAAAUCACAUUGUUGUUUAAAUUGGAAAAGAAUCAGAGAUACAAUAUGUGGAAAUGCAGAUGGUGUAUAUUGAGCAAUGAACUACGAACUAUUUCAUGUUUGUUAUUAAACAUUAAUAGAAUUAUUUGAAAUUAA
Molecule: messenger RNA, 4786 nt
Organism: Strongylocentrotus purpuratus (purple sea urchin)
Lineage: Eukaryota; Metazoa; Echinodermata; Echinoidea; Camarodonta; Strongylocentrotidae
Product: GTP-binding protein Di-Ras2
Exons: 2
Coding region: 427-1023 (198 amino acids)
Biological process (GO): signal transduction
Cellular component (GO): plasma membrane
Molecular function (GO): GDP binding; GTP binding; GTPase activity
Source: RefSeq, a predicted model, not a curated record